GUCUAUAAAGCAUUGUCCUCGUCGGUCACCGAGUGCAGUAACCCGCGAGCUUCGCUUUGAAAGACCGUAGGGAUACAGUCUCGAGGAAAUUGAUUUUCCAAACGCCGGCACAGCUUUCUUCCGAAAACUCGUGAUUGAUCGGCGAUACGAUGAACGCGAUUAAGAAACGUCUGCAGACUCUAAAGAUCGAGAAGGACCUGGCAAUGGAUAAGGCGGACAUGUGCGACCAACAGGCGAAGGAAGCGAACCGGCGAGAAGAAAAGCUGAAGGACGAGGUGCGUGAACUGGCGAAGAAAUUGAUACAAAUGGAACGUGAUUUGGAACUGAGCAAGGCCCAACUGGAGAAAUCGAAUAGAGAUCUCGAGCAGAAGGAGAGGGUUUAUAUCGUGACUCAAUCGGAAUUGGCGGUUUUGAACAGAAAGAUGCAGCAAUGUAUACAUAACUUGGAGAAAUCGGAGGAACGUCGUCUGACGGCCCAAACGAAGUUGGCGCAGGCGAUGGAGACUGCUGAGGAUGCAAAACGCAUUUGCAAAGUGCUGGAGAACAGGAGCAAGCAGGACGAGGAGAGAAUGGACCAAUUGAUGGCACAAUUGAAAGAAGCGAGGCUGAUCGCCGAGGACGCGGAUACAAAAUCGGACGAGAUCUCGAGGAAGUUGGUCUUCGUGGAAGACGAACUGGAGGCUGCCGAAGAGAGGGUGAAGUCGAGCGAGGCGAAGAUUGUGGAACGAGAGGAUGAACUGUUCAUUGUCGGCAACAUAUUGAAAUCUCUCGAAGUAUCUGAAGAAAAAGCUAAUCAGAGGGUGGAAGAAUUUAAGCUGCAACUGAAGGAAUUGAAAGCGAAACUGAAAACCGCCGAAAAGAGGGCCAUCAUCGCAGAGAAGAUGGUGAAAGUAUUUUCGAAGGAACUGGAUGCGAGAGAAGAUUUCCUGUUCAGAGAAAAAGAAAAAUACAAAUACAUCUGCGACGACAUGGACUCCACGUUCUCCGAACUCACCGGAUACUAGCGAACCUUUCGUCACGCUUAAACACUAUUUUCAACAUCGGUGUGCAUUUAUUUUGUGUUCUUUUUUAUUAAACAUUAAAUUUAAACUUCCACGCUA
Molecule: messenger RNA, 1100 nt
Organism: Megalopta genalis
Lineage: Eukaryota; Metazoa; Arthropoda; Insecta; Hymenoptera; Halictidae
Product: tropomyosin
Source: RefSeq, a predicted model, not a curated record